Pseudocercospora fijiensis CIRAD86 is the source of this 1491-nucleotide messenger RNA. RefSeq lists its product as uncharacterized. Gene Ontology annotation, biological process: carbohydrate transport; transmembrane transport. Gene Ontology annotation, molecular function: carbohydrate:proton symporter activity. Gene Ontology annotation, cellular component: membrane. The transcript has 3 exons. Lineage: Eukaryota; Fungi; Ascomycota; Dothideomycetes; Mycosphaerellales; Mycosphaerellaceae. The coding region runs from base 1 to 1491 and encodes 496 amino acids. The record is from RefSeq and is a predicted model, not a curated record.
AUGGCAAAAAGCAGUCACAGCUGGUAUACAUUCGGCGUGGCCAUCUUCGCAGCCAUAGGCACAUUAUUCUUCGGCUUUGAUACUGGAAUUGCCACCACCACCAUCGCCCACAAAAGCUGGAUCGAGUACAUGAACCAUCCUUCUCAUGGCCUCACUGGCGCAGUCGUAGCUGUUUACAUUGCCGGAGAGGCUGUAGGAGCACUAAUCCAGACCUUUACUGGGGAUCGACUCGGACGUAUCCGAUUCAUGCAAAUGAUGUGCAUAAUUGUGACCAUCGGCGUGGUCAUACAGACAGCCGCUGUCAAUGUGGGCAUGUUCUUGGCUGGCCGCGUGCUUGCGGGAGUCGCUGUAGGAGGUAUGGUAGGAACGGUGCCCAUCUACCUCUCGGAGAUCUCAGCACCACAUCAACGUGGGCUCAUCGGAGGGAUCUCAGGCUGUGGAAUCUCUUUCGGAACCAUGGUGUCAAAUUGGGUGGGCUUUGCUUGCGGCCACGCGCCUUAUGGGCCCGUUCAAUGGCGCCUCCCUCUCGGCAUUCAAAUUCCCUGGGGCAUCAUUCUAUUCGUCGGCUUGAUGACUUUCAUGCCUGAUUCACCUCGCCAGCUGCUUCGAUCCGGAAAGGUCGAAAAAGCUCGGACGGAGUUCAUGAGGAUUCGUCGAGACUUGCAUUCACAUGAAGCAUUGGAGGAAUUCGCCCUGAUGCAUGCUCAAAUUGAAUACGAGAUGGAGCGCGAGAUCAAGUCAUACUCUGAGAUAUUUAAGCUCUUCCGACACCGUGCUUUGGUUUCCAUUGCCGUUCAAACCAUGACGUCUCUGACGGGCGUCAAUGUGAUCCAAUAUUAUCAGACGAUUCUUUACAAAUCGCUCGGCAUCCAGCAAACCACAAUUCUGGCUUUGGCUGGACUCUACGGAACGAUGGCAUUCCUAUCCAACGUCCUCACGACGCGCUUCCUCACCGAUCAAUGGGGUCGUCGCAAGAUGAUCUUGACAGGCUUGGCAGGCAUCAUUGUGAUCGAAAUCUACGCCGCUGUCAUGCAGCGCGAAUUUCAGAACACCAACAAUCGCGUUGGCAAAGGCUUCGCAGUCUUGGGCAUCUAUCUCUUCGUCGUGACCUACUAUGGUAUGCUCAACAGCACGACCUGGCUGUACGGAGCAGAAGUUCUACCAAUAGCACUCAGAAGUAAAGUCAUGGGCUUGGCUGCAGCGAGCCACUUUAUCGUCAAUGUCGCAAUCACCGAAGCCGGCCCUUCUGCUUUCGCCACAAUUCACGAGAACUACUACUAUGUCUUCGUAGGUUGUACGCUCUUCUUCCUGGUGAUUGCGUAUUUCUACUUUGAGGAAACUAGGCACAAGACACUCGAAGAGAUCGCCGCUGCGUUCGGCGAUCGUGUCGUCACCUUGACAGAAAGGGAUCCGACGGCUGAGGAGACUACGUUCCAUGGCAAGGAUGUCUUUGCGGACCGAAUUGAUGCUAAGAAGUCGGUGGAAAGCUGA